This is a messenger RNA of Oryzias melastigma (Indian medaka), 413 nucleotides long. RefSeq names its product apelin receptor B. Lineage: Eukaryota; Metazoa; Chordata; Actinopteri; Beloniformes; Adrianichthyidae. Gene Ontology annotation, biological process: phospholipase C-activating G protein-coupled receptor signaling pathway; inflammatory response; complement receptor mediated signaling pathway. Gene Ontology annotation, cellular component: plasma membrane. Gene Ontology annotation, molecular function: G protein-coupled receptor activity; complement receptor activity. The record is from RefSeq and is a predicted model, not a curated record.
UGGAUCUUUGGGGAGGCUUUUUGUCAAAUCAGCAGCUUCCUCACGGCUCUCAACAUGUACGCCAGCGUCUUCAGCCUGAGCAUGCUCAGUCUGGAGCGGUACUGGAUUCUGACCGGACGCCAGCCCUCCAGCCAGCAGCCACCACGGAGCAGGCCCUCCAGAGCGUUUUGGGUUCUCGGCGGCGUGUGGGUGGUGGCGGGGGUCCUGGCUCUUCCUGGUUUGCUGCUGCGCUCUGUCAGGGAGAUGGAGCUGGACUCCAGAAAGACCAUCCUUUCCUGUCAGAUGGAUUACUCCAUCCUGAUUGGAUCAGAGUUGGAUGACUCAGAAAAAGAGAGGAUGGAGAUGGUGUUGGCUUCCGCCUUGAGCAUCAAAUCAACUCUGUUUGGAUUCCUGCUUCCUUUAGUCGUCUUGCU